This is a messenger RNA of Hirundo rustica (Barn swallow), 4131 nucleotides long. It is a transcript of the gene KCNJ6, whose product is annotated as potassium inwardly rectifying channel subfamily J member 6. The transcript has 4 exons. Gene Ontology annotation, biological process: regulation of monoatomic ion transmembrane transport; potassium ion import across plasma membrane. Gene Ontology annotation, cellular component: plasma membrane. The record is from RefSeq and is a predicted model, not a curated record. NCBI's taxonomy places the organism in Eukaryota, Metazoa, Chordata, Aves, Passeriformes, Hirundinidae. The coding region runs from base 108 to 1379 and encodes 423 amino acids. Gene Ontology annotation, molecular function: G-protein activated inward rectifier potassium channel activity.
GGAGCCCGGAGCAGGAGCCCCGCAGCCGCCCUUGCCCCGUCCCGUCCCGCGGGGAGCCGGCAUGGAGUGACAGCAGCCGCCAGGAGAAGCCCCAAAGAGAAACAGAGAUGGCCAAAUUGACAGAGUCGAUGACCAACGUCCUGGAAGAAGACUCAAUGGAGCAGGACAUCGAGAGCCCUGUCGCUAUCCAUCAACCAAAGUUGCCCAAACAAGCGAGAGAGGAUCUGCCAAAAAACAUCAGCAAAGAAUGUGCCAAGAGAAAAAUCCAGAGGUACGUUCGGAAAGAUGGGAAAUGCAACGUCCACCACGGGAAUGUCAGAGAGACUUACCGGUACUUGACUGACAUCUUCACCACCUUGGUGGAUCUCAAGUGGAGGUUCAACCUGCUGAUCUUUGUCAUGGUUUACACGGUGACCUGGCUCUUCUUCGGCAUGAUCUGGUGGCUCAUUGCCUACAUGCGAGGGGACAUGGAUCACAUAGGGGACAGCACGUGGACCCCCUGCGUCAGCAACCUCAAUGGGUUUGUCUCAGCCUUUUUAUUCUCAAUCGAGACCGAAACCACCAUUGGGUACGGUUACCGGGUCAUCACGGACAAGUGUCCCGAGGGAAUUAUCCUGCUUUUAGUGCAGUCUGUCCUAGGUUCUAUCGUCAACGCCUUCAUGGUUGGCUGCAUGUUUGUGAAAAUAUCCCAACCCAAGAAGAGGGCAGAAACCUUGGUUUUUUCUACAAACGCAGUCAUUUCCAUGCGGGAUGGAAAGCUGUGUCUGAUGUUCCGAGUAGGAGACCUUAGGAAUUCACACAUUGUAGAGGCAUCAAUACGAGCCAAGUUGAUCAAAUCCAAACAGACAAAGGAGGGGGAAUUUAUACCACUCAACCAGACAGAUAUCAACGUAGGUUAUUACACAGGGGAUGAUCGUCUCUUUUUGGUUUCACCACUGAUCAUCAGCCAUGAGAUUAACCAGCAGAGUCCUUUCUGGGAGAUUUCCAAAGCCCAGUUGCCCAAAGAGGAGCUAGAAAUUGUUGUAAUCCUAGAAGGAAUGGUGGAGGCAACAGGGAUGACCUGCCAGGCUCGCAGCUCCUACAUCACCAGCGAGAUCCUCUGGGGCUAUCGCUUCACCCCCGUGCUCACGCUGGAGGACGGCUUCUACGAGGUUGACUACAACAGCUUUCAUGAAACCUACGAGACCAACACCCCCGUUUACAGUGCCAAAGAGCUGGCAGAGAUGGCCAGCCGAGCAGAACUGCCCCUGACCUGGUCUGUUUCCAGCAAGCUGGACCAACACGCCGAGCUGGAAACGGAGGAGGAGGAAAAGAACCAAGAAGACCAAAACGAAAGAAACGGAGACGUGGCCAACUUGGAGAACGAGUCCAAAGUGUAGAACCAGAGGAGAAACAAAGGCCACGUCACCUCCUUUGUCUCCUCCCUCUCUGCUCCCUGUUCCUUUCUGCGACACGCCUUUAAUUUUUUUCUUUUUUUUUUUCUCUUCCUGUUAUCGGUAACUCGCAGGAAAUAAACACUUCAGAUCUCAACUUCCACCCGAGAGAUUCCCAGACUGAGCAAAGGCGUGGGUUAAAGCUGCAACACCCAUCAGGGACGGUGGAAUCUCCCCCUGGCACUGACUGAGGGCACCUCUCCGGUGGAGACCUCCAGGUUUAUCCACAUCGACAACACAAAACCCAGUCCCUGAACGCAAAAGGAAACGACCACGAGGGAUUUAAAAGGAAAGACUAAUUAAUGAACUAAUGUUCAUCAAAGCAAUGGGCCUUGACUGAGGUUUUUAUGUGUUCCAGGACAGUUUCAGAGACUGGGCCUUGCAGCUUUAAGAGGAAGGUGAGCAGAGGGACCUGCAACCCCACACGACCCUGUACAUAUGCCUUAUGUAACUAUUUCUCUCUACAUUUAGUAAUAAACGCCGCAUGUACAAAAGUACUGUAGUAAAGGACUUCUAAAUAAUGCACACAGCUGUGUAAUUAAUGUAGGUUUAGAAACAGAGCUGUAGAAAUAUUGGGAUGCAAAAACCAACUACCCAUCAAGUAGGCAUUUCUCUUCAAAUAUUUGCAGCGUAAAAUUGAUUUUAGGGGUUUUUUGGGGUUUUGGGUUUUUUUUCCUCCUCCCCCCUGCGACUCUUCUAGUGCAUAACAUUUUCUUCGGUGUACCAGACUGGCAGCUAUUUAGAGUACCUCACUGUUGGCCAAACAGAUCGUUUCACUCACUCUAAAAAGCCAUAAGUCUGGGAGAGGGCAGGGUAGAGAAUUGUACUCCUGACAUACUGUGAAAAUGUUUACACACAAGGCAAAACCCUUCCCCGGUUACUCUUUUUUGGGGGGCAGUCCGACCGAGAAAUUGAGGCUGUGGCAAACUCGUGGCUAACCAGGAUUUCCUGUGUACUCUUCAUAUAACGAGCGUGUGUCGUGUGGAGGUGUUGUCCUUAACGCGCAAUAUCCAGGGAAUCUGCUCCCUCCUCCCCACCCGAACCGCGGGAUUCCGGAGGAGUCCUUUGCUACACGCAAAAAAAAAAAAAAAAAAACAGAAACCAAACUCCCACACACAAGCCAUUGAAAAAUGAAUGUUGCACCUCAGCCAGUAGAUUUCAGCUGCUCCAGCUGGGAAAGAAACAACUGGAUUUUGUGUGGAGCCAGAAUCCAUGGGAUUUGCAAUUUGCUGGUGCUGAGGCGCGGGGGGCGCAGCAUCCCAGAGGGCGUCCAUCCGCCAGGAUUCCCGGGAGAACACACGGAUCCUGCCACCCACGCUCAGGGGAGCGACUCCUCAGUGAGUUUCUCCACCUUGGGUAGCUCCCUGGUUGUUGUAAAUCCCUGGAAAAGCCCGGGACAUUCCAUCCACGGGGCAGGGAGGACUCGCACCGCUUCCACGGCAGCACCCACGGCAGUGGGGGAGCUCAGCCCCACCGAGAACAGCAUUUCUGCCAGCAAAGGAGGAGAGGCUGCAGCCUUAAUUUUGGGUGUUUUUUUCACGCCUGCCUACUCCGGGAAGAAAGAAAACACUGAAGAGAACCCGAAGCUUCUUCUUUUUUUUUUUUUUUUUUUAAACCGAAAAAUUUACGUUCAAAUAAAAGAGAGAAAAAAAAAAUAAAUAAACCUCAGGAGAAACACGGGCAGGUGGAAAAUUUGCACUGUGAUAUAGCUUUGGCAUUAAAUUCACACCUCUUUUCCUUUCUUUUUAAAUAUUUUUUUCUUUUUUUUUGCUGGUACAACUGCCCCUUGCUAAUUUUCAGAGAGUGGCUGAUCCGGGGGUGGCCUCCAGGUGAGGAGGGCACAGCAGGGCCUGGCGAAGGGAAGAUCAGGCUGGAAUGGGAAGAGGUUUCUUUUUUUUUUUGGUUUCAGCGCUGACCAUUUUCCCCUGAAAAGCUUUCCCAGGAUGCAAGGAACGGUGCAGGAUGAGGAUUUUGGUCCCUCCACCCGGGGUGGAUGAUUCUGGAUGCUCGGUGAAGGUUGGAGACGCUUCCUGGCAGACACCCCUCGGCCACAGCCCUUCCCAAGCUCGUCCUCCCGCCCCAGCAUCACCGGCUGCCCCGUGCUCCAGCCCAUCCACCACCAUCCCCACGGCUCCCCACGAGGGGUGAUGAGGGUUUUUAGGGAAAAGUGGCUCCCCCGCCCCUCUGGAAGCGUCUCCAUCCCGCCAAAGGUGCACGAGCCGAAAGCAAAGCUUUCCCUCGGAGGAUAAACCUGCUCUUCGCUCUCAGAAUUCACUGGGCCACUCGAGAAGUCGUUGCUGCAGGUUGAGAAAAUUCUGUGUCGGUCGCAACAGCAGCUCAGGGCCCUGAUGAAACCUUUUCUUUUUGUGUCCUUCGGCACGGAAAAAAAAGAGACUUUCCGCCACUGGGGCAUGCGCAUGUGUAAGCUUUAUUUUUGUGAAUAGGGCACUUACAGCUUAAGGUGUGUGUGUUUUGUCUCUUUCUCUCUCUCCCCCCAACCCUGUAUUUCCUUGUCUUUGGUAUCCAUGUAGUACGGACUGUAAAGUUUAUGAGAUCUCUUUUUUUUUUUUGUAACAUAAGCUUUAAAAAAAUAUAUAUAUAUAUAUAGAAGCCUCCAAAGCUUUCAACGGGGAAGCUUCACGUAAACUUUGUACUAGAAUGUCCCUAUCAAACACCUCUAUUUUUCUACAAUGAUUGA